Molecule: messenger RNA, 192 nt
Organism: Musca vetustissima
Lineage: Eukaryota; Metazoa; Arthropoda; Insecta; Diptera; Muscidae
Exons: 2
Coding region: 46-192 (48 amino acids)
Source: RefSeq, a predicted model, not a curated record
CUAUGAAAAUUUUCACUUUUAAAUAAUUGAAAAUCUAUUGUGUCAAUGAAUUACCGAGCAGACACAAAAGCUAAAUUAAACGCUAAUUUAAGCCUUUCCAAACAUUUGUCAUCGAAAAAAGGUUCCCGUACCUCCAAUUGCGGUAACAUCCUAGAAUUUUCCGUGCUAACCCGUAUACACAGUGUGCCCUGA